CACUUGUCAGAUUUAUGUCAGUUUAAGGAAACAUUUCCAGUUGGAUUACUCUAAAAUAAAGCGCAGCUUUCAGGCUCCUUUUAAAUCUCAUGUCCUUACAUCAAGUCAGAAUUCAAACGAAAGUCAGCUUAUUUUCUCGCAGGUUUCGCUUUCAGAAACUACGCAAUGUAGAAUUCAGACUAAUUCACAGCUCUCAACCCCUGGGGUGUCGGUAAACCAACUUAAACUACCAGCCUUUGCGAGGAGACGUAAACUACCUCAAGGAAAUAAGAAGAAAUCAAAACGAGAUAAUAAAAACAACAAUUCAUUAACAUUUAGCCAACAAGGUGUUUUUCUGCAGCACAAAACCAACAUGUCCUCUGCUAGAACCGAAGAUUCAGCCUGUUUGGGUGCUAAUAAAAUGGAAAAUGAAAAACGGAAAUCCAAAUCAAGUGCUAGAAGUCUGCUAGCCAAGUCCAGACAAAAAAUGAACACAACAAAAUCGAUGCAUUCCAAUAUUCACGACGAUGUUACCAAAGUAUUGAACGCUGCGGCAAAAUCUGCGACUCCAAAACGUAAUAAGUACGUACUUUUUAGGAAAAGACACAAAUUUUCGUUUCAAAAAACACCAGAAAGGCGACCAAAGAGGUUUAAUGUUGGGCAUCCAGAAAAGGUGCCUGAUAUUUCAGACAGCAAUGGUAACAGACAUGAUCAUAAACAGUGUCGAACACCAACCACGAAGACCAGUCUUAACACAACCACACCGCCAUCUAAACGAAAACUGCUUUCCAUGCAGCAAUAUUUUAUGGGAGUAGAUGAAGAAAAACAGAGAAGUGUCUCGUCUGCACAUGAAGAAAGCAUCACUGGUGCAGUUUCCAACACAUCAUGCAAUCUUUUUCCUCAAAGAAAAUACAGAUCUACGUCGUCUGAUAUGGUCUACGACUUCCCUGCCUCUCCUUCGAAGUAUCCCGCAACGAGAAAGAAUGAUAGAAAGAUUCUCCAAAAAAUGAUUUUGAGUAAAGAGUUCGUACAAGAAAUAGAAGAUGCUGCACUAAAGUAGAUUACUGUUAAAUGAAUUGUGAUGAUUCCUCUGCUAAUUGCAGGCAUAUUGCAGUUUGUUUGGGCAAUCUCCUUUCUUUUUAUUAAAUUACAACACAAAGUCAUAUUGUCUGCGACAAAAUCACAAAUAUUAUACGAUAAAUAGUGCUAAAAUUAGUUUUGAUUAUAUGGAAAAUAAUUCUGAUGUUCAGUUACACAUGCUUAGUGAAUAUUAAUGAUUUUGAGAGUUUCAUUCAUUCUGUGCUGUGAGAUGAUGUAUCUGUUUUAUAUACAUGUAAUUCGAUAUUUACUGUUUUGUUUAUUUACUUGUGUUGUUCAUGACAUAUUUAUUGGAGCUGGUUGGUAUAUUACAAAAUACUUCUCCCUGUAUUAUAAUUUUUGUAAUAAAUAUUUUAUUUUUGUUUAAAUUUGUAAUAUAAUUAACGAAUUUGAAUUUUCUGUUAAUUUAAUUUCUCCAAUAAAGUUUCUU
Messenger RNA from Gigantopelta aegis, 1507 nucleotides. RefSeq lists its product as uncharacterized. Lineage: Eukaryota; Metazoa; Mollusca; Gastropoda; Neomphalida; Peltospiridae. The transcript has 3 exons. The record is from RefSeq and is a predicted model, not a curated record. The coding region runs from base 353 to 1039 and encodes 228 amino acids.